AUGUCGAGGAACAAGCUACGCUGUCAUGCGGACAAGUAUGCGAUUUCUCCCAGUACGGUGAACCCAACGAAGGUGAAUCCACACAAUGAGAUACCCAAGCUGAAACCGGUAUCACUGGGGCAUUCGUGCAAUGUGACGGGCGAGUGCAAGCUCAGGGACAAGCAGAGCGCGUGCAUCGACGGUGUCUGUGAAUGCCUCAACCCCACGUCGUGGUGCAGCGCAUCGCAUGCUGGCUGCCUCAGCGACACGUUCCAGUGCAGGAACGGUCAGUGCAUCUCGUGGUACUUCGUUUGCGACGGCAUGAAGAACUGCGCCGAUGGCAGUGACGAGUCCGGCUGCAAAAAACACAGCUGCCCACCCAUGUCCUUUCAAUGUGACGACGGAACCUGCAAGUCUAAGGCUUCCGUCUGUAAUGGCAAGUGGGAAUGUCCGGAUGGAAGCGACGAAGCGCGUUGCUACAAAGGGAUCAAGUGCGACAGGCACGCGUUCCAGUGCAAGAAUGGACAGUGUCUACCGAAGUACGUCUUCUGCAAUGCUGUCGUAGACUGUAUAGACGGCAGCGACGAAGAAGACGCCGCUUGUGUGAAAGGCACGUCAUGUCCGGCUGACAGCUUCCGGUGCAAGAACAACAUGUGUCGGUCGUCUGCGAUCCUGUGCAGCGGCGUUGAUGGCUGUGGAGACAACAGUGACGAAACUGGAUGCGAAGUCUGCAAAUGCGAAAAGCUAGAAGAGACGACAUCAAAUCCGUGAGACUCGACGACGUGGUUCUAGUUUUUCGGCAGUCCUCGCUGGCGUCAUCACCCAAGUCAAGUGUGCCCCCGAAGGUGACGAGAGCAAGGCAUCUGCCCCGACGGCCCGGACCGAGCUGGCGUUCCCGUGCAAGUCGUCCCGCGUCCUUGCUCCACCGUGGCCCCACCCGUUUCCAUCAUCCUAAUUUACCACGACGUACUGUGCACUUCUCAAUCUCGCAGCACCAGUGGUUGUUACCAAGCACGCUGAUACUGAGUUGUAACAAGGCAGCUACUUUAAACACUUCGUACAGUUCAGUAUUACCGCGUUUGCGAUAGUCUUUCAGUUUCAGCGCAUCUACCCCAGGAGUCGUAGGUAUAGACGUGUCAUUUUGGCGGAGCAAAGUAAUAUAUUUUGUCCAUUCUGUGUGCUCAUAACAGAGAGUUAAAGGGGGGGAAAAGCGGACUAUUUAAUGAGCUGGUACUCAUACGUCGCCGCACCGAUACAGGUCCGAGGAUUGGGGAUAUUUAGGACCGCGCCCAGAAAUGUCGUUCUGCUGAGUGUUGUGGUGCCGUGCGGAUUUUGCACAAAUGGGAGUGUUGUAUGUUUCGCUUCUCCACUGCCACAAGUGUCUGUCCUGGUGACAGCCUUUCCUCUCGCCAUGUUCAGCGUCCACUUUUUUUUAUUGUUUCAUUUGUUUCCUGUGCAAAAGGAUACCACGCGCGGUGCCACCCAACGCGUUUCAGGCGUUUGUCCACCAGCAGAACUGCGCUGUUAGUUCCAAGGGAUUUGCGUGCCAAGUGAUAAUUGGAAUGAUGUAUUUCGCGGACCUGCGAGCAGAUAAUUUAUUUCUGCGCCAGACGUACUAAUUGAAAACUUUAAUAAUUGUUUUACAACGUCUUGGGUAUUUAUACAUUUCUAUUCCAGAAAUAAAGGCAGUAUUUGUCUUGU
Ixodes scapularis (black-legged tick) is the source of this 1680-nucleotide messenger RNA. Its product is annotated as low-density lipoprotein receptor 1. NCBI's taxonomy places the organism in Eukaryota, Metazoa, Arthropoda, Arachnida, Ixodida, Ixodidae. The transcript has 7 exons. The record is from RefSeq and is a predicted model, not a curated record. Gene Ontology annotation, molecular function: protein binding. The coding region runs from base 1 to 750 and encodes 249 amino acids.